AUGCCACAUAAUACCUUUUUCGGAAAUUUGGAGGUACCAGGACCGAAUGGGACAUUGCCAGUACCUCCACAACUUUUGCAUAAGAAUACCACAACGGUCAACCAGAUUCUAGGUCUUCCGGGGAUGUUUUCGACAUUUAGUGGCCAUGACCUCAGGAACUUACGAAUAUUGGCAAUCACGGCUUCAUCCUUAUCAAUAGUUUCAUGCGUUGUAUCCGUAUUUUUUCUUCUGAAUAUUGAUAGAAGGAGACGAACAUUCAGGCAUGAUUUGGUUUUUUUUUUAUUUAUCUGUGAUUUAGUGAAAGCAUUCGUGCUUAUGAUAUAUCCUUUGGUGAUAUUGGUGCGCAAUGAUGUCUAUUCUAGUCCCCAAUUCUACAAUACGUUGGGCUGGUUUACGGCGUAUUGCGUAGAAGGUGCAGACUUGGCCAUCUUUUUCUUUGCAAUUCACUUUGCUUUACUUAUAUUCAAGCCAUCUUGGAAAUGGCGUAACAAGAGGUCCAAAAAUGUGGAAGGUGGUCUUUACCAGUUCAGAGCAUACAUCUGGCCAAUAACUGCAUUGGCUCCCCUUGUACUGGCUAGUCUGGCGUUUGUUAAUUUUAAGCUUAUAGAUACUCAAGACCUCAUCGACAAUACUGUGGUAGUUCUCGACAAUAAUAAUUAUCACUUCGACGAUUUCGCUAAAUUAGGUGGUUAUAAACCGUACAGUGCAUGGUGUUACUUACCACCGUUUCCACUUUGGUAUAAGCUGGUUUUAAGUUGGGGACCAAGAUAUUUUGUGAUUGUUUUCAUAUUUGUUCUUUAUUUGUCCAUAUACAUCUUCGUAAGAAGACAGAGUAGUAGGAUUAAAAGCCAAAUUCAUGAUUUUAAACAUAAGCAAGAAGCCGAAAGGGAGAAGGCAAGAAUUAAAACCUCCUUAGGCAUGCUACUUUGGGGGAUUCAAAAAUAUGUGCUUAUCCCAUUUUUGCAUAUUUUGAAAAAUUUAAGGAACUUCCUUUUUCUCUCUUUAGAGGAUUCUUCAGAUUCAUCAAGGGGCAAGAGUAUUCCGAGCUCUUUGUUCUCCUAUCGAGCAGAGGAUGAUGCUUCUUGCAUUUCCAACCAUGCAACCAACUCUAAUAGAAAAUCUGAAUAUUAUGCAUCAAAAAUGAACGAAUCUUCUAUUCGGUAUGUACCAGGCGUUGCUAUGGACGAAUCAAAGAACGGUGAAAUUUCAAAUAAUAAUAGGGGAUUUAAGAGCCUCAGCGAUCUUCAAAAUAUCGCACCAACUGAAGUGAAUGCUAAUCCAAAGAGGAUAUCAAUAACAGGAAAAGGUUUUUACCACUACAGUGAAAAUGAUGUAGUGAAAGUUACCAAUGAAGCUCAUCACGAGGUUCCUGGGCCAAACCAAGGUGAUAACUCUUUCCAGACUUUCUUCUCACCUAUUGAACAACCUUUUAUUAAGAAUGAUAGUGUAGAAGAGGACAGGAUAUCUAACGGCCAUCAAGAAGUUGGACCUCAAACAGUUGUUCAAGGAGAAAGUACCUUCAAUGAAGUUCAAGCUACUUUCCAGAAACAAACUUAUGCGGAUAUGAAAAAACGUAGAAUGCAAAUUCAAAAAAAUUUAAGGUCUAUAUUCGUCUAUCCGUUUUCAUAUAUUGCCAUUUGGAUUUUCCCUUUGAUUGUAGAUGCCACACAAUACAAUAUUGAACCUAUUCAUGGUCCUGUUGUUUGGCUCGUUUACCUAGCGACUAUAGCUCAGCCCUUGAAUGGCUUUGUGGACGCUGUUGUAUUUUUAUACAGAGAAAAACCGUGGAAAUAUUCAUGGCGUGAUGUUCAAGCGAAGGAAUUAGCCGAAAAGUGUCACGCAAAGGGUGAUAUGGAUAGAAAAGACUUAUAUGAGCUUUAUAAUAGCGAUUGGGGUAGAAAGGGAUGGUAUUACUGUGGAAGGUUCAAAAAGAAAGAAUGCUUGCGUCAUAAACCACAAAGAUGGAAACGUGCAAUAUGGUUUGUGAAUAGAUUUUUCGUAGGUCUCAUCAGGAAUAAUUUCUCAUAUGAAGAUAAUUGUGAUGACUCCUCUUAUUGGAGCCGGUAUUACUUACUAGAUAGAAAUUGUCAACCGACUGACGGCUCAAAAAGCGCCCCUCAUGAAAGGCAACUAUCGUUCCCUUCGGACUCAACCACGACGAGUGACUGUUUCAUCAAUGGAUUAAGCUACGUCGAGGUUCCCAUUUUCUGGAGAUUUAUACAUUUGUUCCCGAUGCUGAAGGGCGUCGAUUUGGAUGAAUUAAACCGUGAGUUGCGUUUGAAAACUCUCGGCGAUGAAUUCUCUGGAAGAACUGCCCCAAGAAAUUUGAGCACUCCAGAAUGCAGUGCUAAUAUGAGUAUUUUCAAGCCAAAUUAUUCCGUCGGUGGCUCUGGAAAAACAGGAUUUUCCCAAGAGAAGUUCCACCUUGAACCCUCGUAUACUCAUGAUAAUUUCAACUUGAAUACUGAUUUUAGCGAUGUAGUAAAAAAUCUGGCACCAACUUCCAUGGAUGCUCAUAAUCAUGAUGAUGAAAACAAAGUCCAAACCAAUGAUGAUAUGGAUAUGAUGGCAUUCUUAAAAGGUUCAAGUUCAUUAGCAUGA
This is a messenger RNA of Zygotorulaspora mrakii, 2601 nucleotides long. RefSeq names its product Gpr1p (gene GPR1). The transcript has a single exon. NCBI's taxonomy places the organism in Eukaryota, Fungi, Ascomycota, Saccharomycetes, Saccharomycetales, Saccharomycetaceae. The record is from RefSeq and is a predicted model, not a curated record. Gene Ontology annotation, biological process: adenylate cyclase-activating G protein-coupled receptor signaling pathway. The coding region runs from base 1 to 2601 and encodes 866 amino acids. Gene Ontology annotation, cellular component: plasma membrane. Gene Ontology annotation, molecular function: G protein-coupled receptor activity.